GCUACUAUAUACCGCACAUACACACAAACACACACACACCGCUUAAGACCACUGCAGAUUGGUCAGACAAAAAAUUAUGUAAUGUAUGAUGCUCAAAAUAAGUGUAGUAGGUGCAAACCGUGCAAAUAUGUGAUAAGCAUAAGAAGGAGACUUUCCGUCAUACUUCAUGUAAUUUUAGAACUGCAGUGCCGCCACAUAAGAAAGACCAUUUUCCUUCAGGCACAUCAACUGGCCUGUCAUGUUGAAGAAAAUCUGGAGUGAGGGGGCCCAGAUGCUUGGUUUACCUGCUUGCCAUCUUCCUGGCACUCAUGGUUGUGAAUAAGCAAGCUCAGUAACACUUCUGAUGUGUGUUUUGGAAGUAACUGCUUUGAAUUUCAGCUGAGACAAUGGCUAUCUUGACCCAUGUUUUCGUGAUUUUCCGUCCCUCCAGGCAAAUGUAAGGAUGGUAGCACAAAUUAGGCCAGAACGACUUCCUUGCAUAUUCUUUUCAGAUUUCUAAUAAGAACUGUCUUUUAUACUCCACAACGUUUGCAUCAUUCCUUGAAGGUUGUACAGCAAAGAGGCAUCCAUUAAAGGACAGUUUGAGAAAAAUGGCAUUGCUUCAGUCCAAGAAAAUUGUUGCCGUCUGUCAGAUGACCGCAAAAUCUGACAAGAAAAUCAACAUUGGCAUUUGCUCAGAGCUGAUUAAGGCUGCGAAGUCACAGAAUGCUGAGAUGGUAUUCUUACCAGAGGCAUGUGAUUUUAUUGGUGAAAAAAGGUCACAAUUUGUGGACAAUGCUGAGCCUGUAAAUGGAGAGACUGUCCAUUCCUUUUGCCAGAUGGCAGAACAAAAUAAGGUCUGGUUGUCUUUGGGAGGAAUACUUGAAAAGGCGGACAGUGAGAAAGUUAGAAACUCCCAUAUUGUCAUCAACAGUGAAGGAGACAUUGUUUCUGUGUAUCACAAGAUUCACAUGUUUGAUGUUGACAUACCAGAGAAAAACACUAGGAUCAUGGAAUCAGAUUAUGUUCUUCCUGGUGAGAGAAUUGUUGCACCAGCGGAGACACCUGUUGGGAAAGUGGGUCUUGCAAUUUGCUAUGAUAUGCGAUUCCCAGAGUUGAGCCUCACUCUAGCCAAGAUGGGUGCUGACAUAUUGACGUUCCCAUCAGCUUUCACAUUCGCAACUGGAGCAGUGCACUGGGAAACACUGCUCCGAGCUCGUGCCAUAGAGAGCCAGUGUUAUGUCAUUGCAGCAGCUCAGACUGGUACCCACAACAGUAAGCGGUCUUCAUGGGGACAUGCAAUGGUUGUGGAUCCAUGGGGAACUGUCAUAGCUCAAUGUUCUGAAGGCACCAAUGUUGCCAUAGCCGAAAUAGACUUAUCAUAUGUGCAGAAAGUGCGAUCAUCAAUGCCAGUGUGGCAACACCGACGAAGUGAUUUGUAUGCAGAUAUGUCACCGUUGAAAACAGCUGUGAAGUCAGAUGAAAUUGAUGACAGUGCUGUAUACAGAUUUGGUUCAACAACAGUGCAUGGAAGCACUGUAUUCUAUAAAACAAACAAAACUCUGGCUUUCACAAACAAGAGGUGUGCAGUUCCUGGGCAUGUGCUGGUGAUGCCAAUCCGCUGUGUACAAACACUGAAAGAUUUGGAAAAUGAUGAAAAGGAGGACCUUUUCAUGGUUCUGAAGAAAGUGAACGAAGUGGUCCGAACUGUUAGUAAGUCAUCAGGUGUUACCACUGGUAUUCAAACUGGAACAUCUGCUGGCCAGACUGUUAAGCACCUCCAUGUCCAUGUGUUGCCUAGAAAGUCAGAAGUUGUGGGUGAUGAUAAUGUCAUGCUUGAUGCUCUUCAUGAUAGGCAAGAGAGGUCACUAGCUGAAAUGUCUGAAGAAGCUUCUAUGUUGAGACCAUUCUUUUAAGUGAGUUUCUGGUCGUGAUGGAAAAUCUGGAGCAGCAGCAGCAAAAGAAGAACAGAAGACUCUUUUGCUGUAGAUAUCUUGAAACAGUUGUGCUGUGAGAUAACCUGCCUGUGGUAGUCAGAUGUAAAUUCUGAUACAGUAUGCUGUUCACAGGUCAGAAAUGGUUCCUAGGUCAUAAGAAGGGAGUGAAGAUUAGCAGUUUAGUUACCAUACCAGCUCAUGAACAACAUAUGUGGGUCAGUAAAAAGAGUUAAAAAAAGAGACAAAACAUGCAUAGAAUUUUAUAAAGCUGGCCAUCCCAAUAUUAUUGCAUAGCAUGAAGUGUGGAGGUACCAGAGGAACAGCCACAAACAGCAAAGCCAAAUUUUGUGAUGCAGUGUUCAUUAGAGGGUUGAAUUAUGAAUACAAGGAACUGAACAUAUUUAGUUUAAAUAAUAAAAUUGGGGAACAACAAGACGUUCUGGGAAGAACUAAUUGCCUACUUUCCUUUGAUACGACAUGGACUGCAUAGAAAAUGACACUUCUAACAGUUCUUCAUAGCCACGGGAAUGUCUUUACUGAGUUGCCACCAAGCAAUGGUAGGGGGAUAUACACACACACACACACUCCUCUGAUAAAAGCAUGUACUCCAUAGGAAGUGACACAUCAAACAAUUCUUCUGUUGUGUGUAUUCAUUUCCAUGGGAACUUGUUUACUGAUCAAUUGCCUAGGACUAAAAGGAGAGAUACCAAGCUGUUGCCUUGCGACAAUAGGGGGGAAACAUAUACAGACACACAGACUGAUGGGAGGGAUUUAUAAAGUAUUCCAUUGAGGUGGGCUCAGGUAGCAUGAUGAUAUUGUGCCGCACACCUUGCAACCAAAUUAUUACUAUAAAUUCGGGGAUGAGGCACCCAAAUUUCUUAUUCUUAUCCCAAUGCUGUCAUCAGUUUUGUCAUGGCACACAAUUGUGACACCCAAAUUCUUAUUAUAUCCCAUGCAGCCACCAUCAAAGUUUAGAAUAUCCCACCUAAUUGCUACCAGUUAAAACAUCUGUGGAUAGCUCCUACUCUGCCCAAUGACGUAACUAUUACGAAUAGCCCAAUAAA
This is a messenger RNA of Cryptotermes secundus, 2980 nucleotides long. Its product is annotated as deaminated glutathione amidase. The transcript is spliced from 10 exons. The coding region runs from base 591 to 1895 and encodes 434 amino acids. Gene Ontology annotation, molecular function: hydrolase activity, acting on carbon-nitrogen (but not peptide) bonds, in linear amides; bis(5'-adenosyl)-triphosphatase activity. The record is from RefSeq and is a predicted model, not a curated record. NCBI's taxonomy places the organism in Eukaryota, Metazoa, Arthropoda, Insecta, Blattodea, Kalotermitidae. Gene Ontology annotation, biological process: nucleobase-containing compound metabolic process.